CAAAUGAAAUAAAUUGCUGAAAUAUAUUUUCCUGCUUUUUGAGAUUUCAUGAUUCAUUGAAUUUCGGUGGAAAAGAGCAAAUUUUUAAAAAUGUAUACAGACAAAAAAUCUACUGACCAAGAAGAUACAUCAUUAGAAAAUACAAAUCCAACUCCGUCCGAAUGUAAAAUAUUUACAGAUGAACUCACCAAAGAAGAACUUCUUUCGAUUGUGAUAAAAUGUACAAAUUUUGCAGCUUUAAAGCACAGCAAACAAAGGAGGAAAAAUCAAGAGCAAACUCCGUAUAUAAACCAUCCUAUAGGUGUGGCAAAUAUUCUAAUUAAAGAAGGGAAAGUGUACGAUACCACAGUGAUUUUAGCAGCUUUGCUACACGAUACAGUCGAAGAUACAGACACAACUUUCGAUGAGAUAGAACAAGAAUUUGGAAAAGAUGUGCGCAAAGUUGUGGAGGAAGUCACAGAUGAUAAGAAUUUGGCAAGAGAAGAGAGAAAAUUUUUGCAGAUAAAACAUGCGCCUGGUAGUAGUCGUCGAGCGAAAUUGGUUAAAUUAGCAGACAAGCUUUAUAAUUUGAGAGAUCUUAGGAAAGAAACUCCUGUUGGAUGGACAGCUCAAAGAGUCAGAGAAUAUUUCAAGUGGGCAAAAGCCGUAAUAGAUGGAUGUCGAGGUACUAAUGAAAAUUUGGAGAGAUUACUAGAUAUCACUUUUGCCGAGCAAUCACAAGAAAAAUAGCUGAUUCUUGCACCAAAGGAAGAUUUUAAUUUUAUUAAAGAUCUAUCGUUAAAAGGCUCGAAGAAAAAAAACUGAAAAGUUGUGAAAUUCUAACUUUGAAUUCGUUGAGGGUUGAUGUUAAAUAUUUUUUAUCAUAUGUUUUUCUGCAGCUGUUAGAUAUUUAUAAAUUGGAAGAUCU
Messenger RNA from Belonocnema kinseyi, 907 nucleotides. RefSeq names its product guanosine-3',5'-bis(diphosphate) 3'-pyrophosphohydrolase MESH1 (gene Mesh1). NCBI's taxonomy places the organism in Eukaryota, Metazoa, Arthropoda, Insecta, Hymenoptera, Cynipidae. Gene Ontology annotation, molecular function: guanosine-3',5'-bis(diphosphate) 3'-diphosphatase activity. Bases 91 to 729 code for a protein of 212 amino acids. The transcript is spliced from 4 exons. The record is from RefSeq and is a predicted model, not a curated record.